Molecule: messenger RNA, 1555 nt
Organism: Rotaria sp. Silwood1
Lineage: Eukaryota; Metazoa; Rotifera; Eurotatoria; Philodinida; Philodinidae
Source: the annotation of a GenBank genome assembly
AAACAUCUUACCACCCGAUACGAUAUUACUGUAAGAUUACAAAAAAUCUUAUGUGACAGUAAGAUCUUUCAAAAAUCUUACAAUACGGUCCUGUGUACGAUUGUGGAGACGAUGGUUUUCUGUAAGAUUUUGUCUGAUCUUACAAGAUCUUACGUCUGCAUUUUUGACCUGGGAACAGUUGACGUUAAUAAUCCAGGAUAAACAUUACGAUUAUCAUAAACGGUCAUAUACGACAACAUGAAUGAUCGUGUAAGAUCGUACACGUUGCAAAAUACGAUCGUAUAUGGUCCUAUACUUGACCCUAGAAUUACGACUGUAUGCCAUUGUGUCCUAUACAACGAAAUACGACAUGUAUAUGACUAUCAUGAAUGACCGUACAUUGUCGUAUAUGACUUCGUUUAUCGUCAUAUUUCAUAGAGCUUCUUGUUUAGUAAAGUUUCAGAAAUACAAAAUGAAAGCAGAAGUUUUUUCCUUUUUUUCAUAUGGUUAAAUAGAGCUUGACGAGCUGAUCAAGGAUAUGCGUGCUUUAAUUCUUUGAAGUGAGCUUUCAGUUAAAAAUUCUCAGUUUUCUCGUAUGACCUCCUGUGUCUGAAAAAAAGAAAAAAGAAAAGACAAUUUUCCAUAAUCGACCAAUUUUUAAUUUUUUCAUUUGCUUCAAAUUUUAAAAUUGUUUGUUUCGGAUUCAGCAUGAAAAACUGAGUCCAAGACAGUCAUUUAUAUCCAUUACAUAUAACAGGAUACAAUGAUAUCAUAUCUCUUGUAUAAUGUUCAUCUAAAAUGUUCUGCGACGUAAUCUCAAUUAGAAAUCAUUCAUAAAUGAUAUUUUCAUGAAUGAUUUUGUAAAAAGGAAAAAGAAGAUAGUGUAACAAAUUCUACAAGCUUUACUCUUAGAUUUUCUCGUUCAUUUAGUUCAGUUCGUCAUUAUAAAAAAAAGAAAAAUAAAACUAUUUGUUUGUCUUAAACAUUGAAUAAGUGUUAAAACUAAAAUUUCAAAUGCCGAAGAAGACAAAAAAGAUACAAUACAAAUAAGUUCAUUUUUAUUUUGUCUACUUUAUAUAUAUAAGAAUGAGUCGAUUAUAUCUAGUUGUGGAUUCAGAUAAGAUAAUAUCCGCAUUGCUCUUUGCUUGUUCGUGGUCUUUUUUUUCAUAUUGAUAAUUAUAGUCUCAAGAACUCAUCGAAAUUUUUAUUAUAAGAUUAAGAUAACGUCAACGAAACACUUGACUUUCUGGAUGGAUAUAUAUUUAGAGUUUUUUAUUUCUAACAUAUAUAUAUGAGUGAACAUUCUCUUCUUGAGCUUUUGUUCUUUUGAUCUUUGAUAAACUUUUUGUAUUUACACAUUGAUACACAAUCAAAUUUGGCCGAAUUUGACAUUGUCAGUCUAGUACAAGAAUUAAACCCACGUUAUGGUUUACGUGCUGAUACUGAUUUCGUUUAUUCAAACGAAGAUUUUAUUCAAACACCACGUAUUGACGGUUCUGAAUUUGAAGGUUUAGCUAAUACAAAAAGUCGUGGUCUUCUUGUUUAUUACAGUGAAGCUUUUUUUGCUAAUGCUUGA